Dendrobium catenatum is the source of this 1698-nucleotide messenger RNA. RefSeq names its product F-box/LRR-repeat protein At3g26922. The transcript has 3 exons. The coding region runs from base 19 to 1521 and encodes 500 amino acids. Lineage: Eukaryota; Viridiplantae; Streptophyta; Magnoliopsida; Asparagales; Orchidaceae. The record is from RefSeq and is a predicted model, not a curated record. Gene Ontology annotation, molecular function: protein binding.
CUAGGGCAUUGUUAUAGAAUGGAGGGGCAUGCUCAGAAGCAGAGGCUGUUUCAUGGUGAGGAUCAGGUGAACGGGGAAGAUAGGAUCAGUGCGUUGCCAGAUUCCCUAAUCCAUCAUAUUCUCUCGUUCUUGCCUGCCGAUGAGAUCAUGAAGACCAGUUUGUUGUCGCAGAGGUGGAAGGAUUUAUGGACUUCAGUCCACAGCCUGGACUUCAGUGUGGCUAUUUCGAUGGAAGAAGAAUAUUUCAUGUUUCGAUUUUUGUGCAAAUAUCUGACGAACUACAAGGGUUCUAAAUUGUUCAAGUUUCGUGCUAAUUUCUACUAUAAGGAGGCGAAAGAUUUGUUUGUUGAUUUCUUGCUCUUUUUUGUAAAGAUGCAUAGCAUUGAAGAGCUGGAUUUGCACCUAUCGGCUAGGUUUUGGGAUUAUUUUAAUGGAAGGAAUUUGAAGAAUUAUACUGUUAAAUUACAAAGCUGUCUUUUUGACUGCCGGGAGUUGAGGGUUUUGCGGCUGUCAUGCUUUGAUUUGAAGGAGCACGCCUGUAUCCGUUUUAGAUAUCUUAAAGUGCUUGACUUGAGAUUAGCAAAUUUUGAAUAUUUGGAUACCUCUGGUUGUCCACUUCUUGAAGAUCUGAGGUUGGUAGAUUGCAAUUUUAUGAGUACGUUGAACUUGCAUGCUCCAAAUACAAAGCUCAGGAAUCUGAAGAUAGUUGAUUCCAAUACAGAAUGGGGUGAAGGAGGUCGCAUAAUUCGUGCUCCUCAUGUCCUCUUUAUUGACAUCACGGGUGACUUACGGCCGAGUUAUGAUAUGAAGGAUUUAUCAUCAGUAAUUCGUGUCAGGCUUGAUUUUUCUGAAAUGCUAGAUAUUAUUCAGUCUCCUGAGAGUUAUGAUGCAUUUAUGAUGCUGAUGAAUCUCAUUGUAAAUGUUAGUCAUGCAAAAACUCUGAAGCUCUGUAGGUCUUGCAUUACGGUUUUAAGUUAUGUGAAGGAACUGAAGUGGGAUAUUCCCCAUUUUGCUACAUCAUGCCUUGAAGUGGAAAGCAUAUUCAAUGAACGCGAGCUUGUAGGUCUGGCAAAUAUACUAGGCAGUGCUCCUUGUCUGGAAUUUCUCACAUUAAAUAUCGGUUAUAAGAGCUCAUGGUGCAGCUGGAAGAAGUAUAAAAACUACCCAAGAAGUGAAACUUGGGAGUUGGUUGAGAUUGUUCUUCCGACUUUUUUAUGUACAGUUAAAACUAUUACAAUAAAUAAUUUAUUCAGAAACAUACAUAUUUCUUAUGGAAUUGAAUCGGCCAACACUGUGGAUGAAAUACUGGAAGUUAUAGAUGAAGAAAUCAAGCUGGUGAAGUAUUUACUGAAAAUUUCUAAUAUGCUGAAGAAAAUGGUAAUCAUAAUCAGCCAUGAAACUACAUUGCUAUACUCCACUUCAGAUUUUCUCACAAGCAUUACAAGGAAACUGUUACAUCUCCCUAGGACGUCAUUGAAUGCUGAGAUAAAUGUUUCAUAUGGCAAACCCCAACAAGUUUAAAUUGAUUAUGACGGUUGAACUUCUUGUUUCUCUUGUUUCUUGUACCGAAAAAUAGGUUGGUAGCAUCUACAAAGAUUCUCAUUGCUUUUUGGUUGGCCUUCGGAUUUGUGGGUGAAGCACCCCUUCUCUUUCAUAACAAGCUUGCUAACGUGUUGUUGGAACUUCGAUUGGUCUAAA